Molecule: messenger RNA, 2150 nt
Organism: Lotus japonicus
Lineage: Eukaryota; Viridiplantae; Streptophyta; Magnoliopsida; Fabales; Fabaceae
Exons: 2
Coding region: 127-732 (201 amino acids)
Source: RefSeq, a predicted model, not a curated record
UGUUAGAUUAUCGUACUUCGGAGUUUAUGAUGCUUCGUGUAACUUUAGUAAUUAUUGUUUGCUGAGUUUCUGACUCAAUGUGAUUGAAUUCUGUGAUUUUGCUCUAAGGUUCGUUUGAGGAAUUCUAUGGAGCUGAAGAGGAAGGUUGUGAAGGAGAGCUUGAGGAACACGCUGGAGGAAUUACAGAUGUCCAUGGCGGACUGGUUCGAGAUGGUCGUCCCUUCGGGGGGGACUAGGUUUGAGAUGCUGGAUCAGGACACCCCGGGCUCAUGGGUGGUCGACCCCGCCGGUCACCGAGCUAUCUAUUCGGGGCGAAUAAUGGAGGAUCGCGUCGACAGGAUGGGAAACCUGACGCAUGGAGUUUUGAGACGCUACACCGUCAGCUUCAACCUACCACCGGGUGUGCACUGUGGACCUGGAGUUGUAGUACCAACACCACCAUCGCCUUCGGACGACGAGGACCCCUCGGAGGAGGUGCCUGUGGGAGGGACUUCAUCAGACUCUUGCUCACCCACUGUUGCGGCUGCUGUUGAUUUGGGAUCGGGUUCAGAACCCGCGAGACCAGCUGUGGAGACAGAUGUAGCCAUAGACCUAGUCGUCUUGGAUUCAGAUUCAGACGACGAUCUUGAUGAUGCGUUGUUGGGAGUGGUGUGGUGUGCUCCUCUAGCCAGGAUUAGGGUAGGAGUAGCGUUGUGGCUCUGGUCUUCAGUUUCUCAUUUUGGGGCAGGGUAGGUCCCCGACCUUUAGCUUUUUGUGUGGUUCUCUUUACGGGAAUCACAGAGAGUUGGUCGGACUAGGAGGUCUUCGGGCUGUUUUUGGGCUGACCUACUUUCGUUGGGAGGACUGUAUUCUGAAUACUUGACCUUUUAUUUCGGUUUGUACAUAUUUGCCUACGGGCACUACUUUCCGUCACUUUUCCGUCACUAGAGGUUACUCGUGACGUGGCUUACUACUUACAGCGGGGGCUGUAAAUGUAUCUGUACAUUAGUUAUGUUUAUCUUUCGUCGUCGAGUCCUUAUUUCGUCAAGUCUUUAUUUACUUAAAACAAAUAUCAAAAAAAAAAUAUUCACGUUUUUCCGCUUUGUUUUCUUUUUGGUUACUAAAGUGACGCCACCGAAAUCGGGGUGUUACAAGACUUGUCUCUUAUAGCGAGAAUAUAUCACGCCCAUACAGACUCUUGGGCUGAGGAUUUAUGAGGCUCAAUAACCCAAUUAGGCUAGCAUUUAUGAUUUGGCUUAAUUGCAACUUUUGCCCCUGACGUAUACCAAUUCCACGAUUUCAGUCUCCCACCUAAUUUAAUUACAUGGAUGGUCCCUGAUUUUGCUGGAUGUCUGCAACGUUGGUCCUGCCGUUUAUUUGUUAACAGAGGAGGCUUACGUGGAUGUCCAAUUGGAGAGAGAAAGAAGGACUGAAGAGAGAGGGAAGCAUGUGAGUUGCACGUGAGACCUUCAACGAUCAUAUUCUACCCUCUUCCUCCUUAAAAAACAGAGCACCAUGAGGAAGAUGUUUCGAAGCUUGAGAUUGAGCGAAAAGUGAAGAGAUAAAGAACGAACGAGUCCCUGGAGGCGAGGAAGAAGGUUGAAUCAAUUGCUGAUCUCUUUCUCUCUCCAAUUCGACUUCCACAUCAGCUAAGUGAGCAUCCACGUAAACCUCCUCCAUUAACAAAUAAACGGUAGGACCAACGUUGCAGACAACCAGUAAAGUCAGGGACCAUCCAUGUAAUUAAAUUAGGUAAAGGACUAAAAUCGUGUAAUUGGUAAACGUCAGGGACCAAAGUUGCAAUUAAGCCUUAUGGUUUUAGACCAUCCUACUAUAAAAGGGGAGGUCACUCAUUGUGAAACUUUGUGAAGGGGAUCCAUUCAUUAUUACAUGAUAUUAUUAUUUUUCCUUUCUAGGUCUUCUAGGGUUUGGUAUCAAGAUUUCUAUUCCAUAUCCUUCCUACAUUUAGAACAUUGCAUUUAUCUGACUCUCUAUCCUAUCUUGCUCUCAUCAUAUCCUGAUCACCAAACAGGCCUAAAUAUUUAAGAUUCAUUUCUGGAACUAUAUUUUGCAAACUCACAUUCACCUAAAUUUUAUUUUACAAAUUGAAAUCUGAACACACACUUAAAAAUGUGUGAGCAAGUUCCAAUUUUACAAAGAAAUCAAAAGUU